Molecule: messenger RNA, 401 nt
Organism: Staurois parvus
Lineage: Eukaryota; Metazoa; Chordata; Amphibia; Anura; Ranidae
Source: the annotation of a GenBank genome assembly
UUGCAUUUCCAUGUUCUGUGUACUGUGGGAGACCAGAUAUAGUGAAUGUAGGGUCCAGGGAGACCAGAUAUAGUGAAUGCAGAGUCCUGGGAGACCAGAUAUAGUGAAUGCAGAGUCCGGGGAGACCAGAUAUAGUGAAUGCAGGGUCCGGGGGAGAGCGGAUAUAGUGAAUGCAGGGUCCGGGGAGACCAGAUAUAAUGAAUGCAGGGUCCAGGGAGACCGGAUAUAGUAAAAUGCAGGGUCCUGGGAAGACCAGAUAUAGUGAAUGCAGGGUCCUGGGGAGACCAGAUAUAGUGAAUGCAGGGUCCUGGGAGACCGGAUAUAGUGAAUGCAGGGUCCUGGGAGACCAGAUAUAGUGAAUGCAGGGAGACCAGAUAUAGUGAAUGUAGGGUCCGGGGAGA